This is a messenger RNA of Aspergillus affinis, 1551 nucleotides long. RefSeq names its product sugar porter family MFS transporter. Gene Ontology annotation, biological process: carbohydrate transport; transmembrane transport. The record is from RefSeq and is a predicted model, not a curated record. Gene Ontology annotation, cellular component: membrane. Bases 1 to 1551 code for a protein of 516 amino acids. Gene Ontology annotation, molecular function: carbohydrate:proton symporter activity. The transcript is spliced from 2 exons. NCBI's taxonomy places the organism in Eukaryota, Fungi, Ascomycota, Eurotiomycetes, Eurotiales, Aspergillaceae.
AUGCCGUUCCUUCGUGGAAAGUCGCUUCGUCUCGCGCAGGUGCUACUUACAGUUGCACCGGCAUUCAUAUCCUACGGAUACAAUCAGGCUGGGGUAGCACCUCUUGCCAAUCUACAGUCAUGGGUGACCACUUUCCCGGACAUCGAAACCCUCCAUACCAAGGGUGCCAUCAAAGAGAGAAACUCGACGCGGAAGGGUGCCGUCAUUGCGGCCCUUCAACUGGGAGCCCUCGUGGGAGCGCUAUCCUGCGCUUACAUCGGUGAUCGGCUCGGCCGGCGCAAGACUAUUUUCGUGGCCGGCAUUAUCACCAUCAUCGGAGAGAUUCUACAAACGUCGUCCUUCAAUACGAUCCAAUUUUCCAUCGGCCGGGUCAUACUUGGUAUCGGCAUCGGGCAACUAAGCGCUACAGUUCCGGUAUGGCAGGCUGAAUGUAGCUCUGCAAAGCAUCGCGGUCAACAUGUCGUGGUUGAUGGAAUAUGCAUGGUCUUGGGUUUUGUACUCACCAACUGGAUUGAUUACGGCUUGAGCAAGACGACCGGGGAAACGCAGUGGCGUGUUCCACUGGCGUUGGCUUUCAUCUUCCCUCUGAUCCUUUUGGCAUCCGUCUUUCUGCUCCCCGAGUCACCUCGCUGGCUGGUGCUUGUGUCGAGGAAGCACGACGCAGUGCGGAGUCUAGCAGCCUACAGAGGCCUCCCGGACGAUGAUGAAGCAGUGCAGACUGAGAUUGCCGGUAUAGCGUCAUCGCUAGAAACCACUAGACAAGCACAGAGGAGUCUCUCAUUCCGGAACCUUGUUUUCGGCGAUGACGAAGGACGUCUGCUCUAUCGAUUCGCUCUGUGUCUUGUCAUCCAGUUCUUCCAGCAGAUGUGCGGCGGUAACCUGAUUUCCACCUACGUGUCCACCAUCUUCGAAGAGAACCUCCAUCUAGGCGCAGAGAAGUCUCGGAUUCUAGGUGCUAGCGCACUGACGUGGAAGUUCGUCUGCAACUUCAUCCCCUUCUUCGCGAUCGACCGUCUGGGUCGACGCAAGGUGUUCAUCUUCAGCGGCGCAGGCAUGUGUCUCUGUAUGACGGUUCUAGCCAUCACGACAAGUUUCAGCAACCCCAGCAGGAGCCUAUCGAUCACCUCCGCGGCCUUCAUCUGGCUCUUCAACAUGUUCUAUCCGAUCGGUUUCUCCGGCGCAAACUUCCUCUACUGCACGGAGGUCGCUCCCAUGCAUUUGCGCGUCGCGAUGUCGUCCGUAUCGACGGCGAAUAAAUGGCUAUGGAACUUCAUCGUGGUGAUGAUCACACCGGUUGCACUUGACACUAUUGGCUGGCGAUACUAUAUUGUCUACGCUGUCAUUUCAGCGUGCAUCCCGGUCACGGUGUAUCUGUUCUAUCCGGAAACCAUGGGACGCAACCUAGAGGCCUUAGACCAGGUCUUUCGCGAUGCGUCUUCUCCGUGGCAUAUUGUUGGGAUGGCGAGAAAGCUUCCGCAGGGAGAUGCGACGGAAUCAGAUCAGCAAGCGACAGAGCAGAAGGUGAUUGUUGAGCAGAAGGAACACGCUUGA